AGUAGUUACUACAUUUCCCAUGAACACCCGCGGGAUUGAAACUACAUAAGACAAUAUGGCGGGAAUAGCAGCGUUCCUGAAGAAUGCGUGGAAUAAGGAGCCUGUUAUCCUGACAGCCUGUGCUAUCGGACUGAUGGGUCUGGCUCUUCCAUUAAUCAGCCCCAUCACAAAAUAUACAGCAAUGAUCAACUCGUCUACACCGUACAACUACCCAGUCCCUGUGCGAGAUGAUGGAAACAUGCCUGAUGUCCCUGCUCAUCCGGGUGAACCAAAAGGAAAAAACUUGGAUUGGCUUAAAAACUUUUAACUUCAUAUUUGCACGAUCAACACCUGUGCUGUUCAUAUGUGUAUGCAAAGCUGCUCCACCUACCAAUGUCUCACAAUAGAGAUUCAUUUACUUCUACGUUUGUUCCACACUUUUUGGUUUGGAUACAUGUUGCAUGUUGUGGUACAUUACAUCAUGAACAUUUCAGAAAAUGUUUUGUUGGUCUGUUUGUCUGAGUUGAACAAGGCUUUAGUCUUUUUGAUUUAGCUCUUUAUUAUAACCAAAAUCUCUUAACACCAACAAAUGUCAAAAUAAACAAAUUUUUUUCAUCACAAAACCUUA
Messenger RNA from Anarrhichthys ocellatus (wolf-eel), 607 nucleotides. RefSeq names its product NADH:ubiquinone oxidoreductase subunit A3 (gene ndufa3). Gene Ontology annotation, cellular component: respiratory chain complex I; mitochondrial inner membrane. Lineage: Eukaryota; Metazoa; Chordata; Actinopteri; Perciformes; Anarhichadidae. Bases 56 to 307 code for a protein of 83 amino acids. The record is from RefSeq and is a predicted model, not a curated record. The transcript has 4 exons.